This is a messenger RNA of Acanthocheilonema viteae, 720 nucleotides long. Lineage: Eukaryota; Metazoa; Nematoda; Chromadorea; Rhabditida; Onchocercidae. The record is from the annotation of a GenBank genome assembly.
AUGAUGCAUAACGUUGAAAUUAUCAAAGUUGACAAUAGGAAGAAAUUCCGCUGUGACGUUGAUGGAUGGCAGAAUUUUGAAUUACAAUCGCAAAGUUUUCGAAGUCGCGACGAGUUUGAUGAUUUCAUGCAAUACAUCAAAAUGGGAACAGAUGAUGUGAUAACAACUAUUUCUGGGGGGGGGCAGAGCAAGACAUCUUGCGGAUUCGCUUUCAAGGAGGAUGUGACAUGGGACGAAGAAAGUGAUCAGUCAUUGCACCUGUAUCAUGAAUUUGAUGAAUCCGCCAGUGAGAAUGAGCAUGAUAUCAUAGAAAUAGCAGCAUCAGCAAAUAUAUCAGGGGAAAUUUUGUCAUGUGAUCGUUUCGAAUACACAAAAUAUUUUAACGCAUUACUUGUUAAAGAUAUUCGAUUGGUUAGUGAUUUCAUUGGCACCAUGGGCGACAACCAAGAUUUGGUUUUCUAUAUAAAUGACAACAGUGUGGAGGAAUUGAAUUACAAAGUCAGUGAUGCUUUAAGCUUUGCUAAACAAAGUAUGAUAUAUCAAACGAAUUGUGAAAUUUCGUAUCGAAAAUCGGAUCAUAAGAAUAUAUCAACAAAGGGAAUAACCUCUUGCGCAAACAUGCCAGAAAUUCACAAACAAAGCACGAUAGAUGGACGUGAAUUUAGUACUAUUUCUGGGACGUUAACGUGCUUUCAUGAAAUGGGUAACUUUACUGUUUAA